Engraulis encrasicolus (European anchovy) is the source of this 3156-nucleotide messenger RNA. It is a transcript of the gene plpp6, whose product is annotated as phospholipid phosphatase 6. The record is from RefSeq and is a predicted model, not a curated record. Gene Ontology annotation, molecular function: sphingosine-1-phosphate phosphatase activity. NCBI's taxonomy places the organism in Eukaryota, Metazoa, Chordata, Actinopteri, Clupeiformes, Engraulidae. The transcript has 2 exons. The coding region runs from base 176 to 1030 and encodes 284 amino acids.
GCGCUGUCAGGCAAAACAAAGAUGGCGGGAGUCACUUCAGACGCAGGAACCGCUGCUACCUGUAUAGAAUAAGCUGUCAAUAGACAGAACAGACAACUGUGACACACAUUUUCGGCUUCCAACAGACUGACAUCGAAUUGCAUUAUAAAACGGAAGUGCGAGAAAACAAAUCAAAAUGCCCUCGCCCAAAGCUAAGAGUACUGGACGCAGCAGCGGCUCUCCCGGCGGCGGCGGUGGCAACGGACGUUAUGAAUUCAUGUCUCUAAACCGCCGCACACCACCGCAUAUGUUGCAGCGGCAGGGCUCCGACCCGACAGCGGCUCGACUACGGGCAUCCGAGAGCCCGACUCGACGUCGAGGUUCCGGAUCCUCCACCUCGUCCACUGGAGGUGGUCAACAACAGCUCCCAGAAGAGGACUGUAUGCGGCUAAACCCUUCUAUCGUGGGCAUCGCGCUGAGCUCUCUGUUGGCCAUGGACUUGUGGCUCUCCAAGCGCAUGGGAGUGUGCGCCUGCGAGGACUCGUCUUGGGGCAGCAUGCGGCCGCUGAUGAAGCUGAUUGAGAUUUCGGGGCACGGGAUCCCCUGGCUGGCGGGAGCUGCUUACUGCCUGUACAAGAGCGACAGCAUAGCCGGGCAGGAGGUCAUGCUUAACCUGCUUAUGGCUCUGAUCCUGGACCUGCUCCUGGUCGGCCUCCUGAAGGCGUUGGUGCGUCGGCGGCGUCCGGCCCACAACCGCAUGGACAUGUUCGCCACCUUCUCCGUGGACGGCUACUCCUUCCCGUCGGGCCACGCCACGCGCGCCGCCAUGUGCGGCCGCUUCCUAUUGGCCCACCUGGUGCUGGCCCCGCCCCUGCGGGUGCUGGUGCUGCUGUGGGCGGUGCUGGUCGGCUGCUCCCGCGUCCUCCUCGGCCGACAUCACGUGACCGACGUGGCGUUCGGGUUCGCCAUGGGAUACGCCCAGUACGACCUGGUGGAGGCACUGUGGCUCUCGCCCGCCCUGCUGCAAGGCAUGCUGGGACACGUGGCGUAGAGAGGAGGAGGAGAGUGGAGAAGAGGAGAGAAAGAGGAGGAGGAGGAGGAGGAGAGGAGAAGGAGGAGGAGAGAGGAGAGAAGAAGGAGGAGAGAAGAGGAAGGAGAGUGGCUCUCGCCCGCCCUGCUGCAAGGCAUGCUGGGACACGUGGCGUAGAGGAGGAGGAGAGUGGAGAAGAGGAGAGAAAGAGGAGGAGGAGGAGGAGAGUGGAGAAGAGAAGGAGGAGGAGGAGAGAAGAUGAGAAAGGAGAGGAGGAGGAGGAGAGAGAGGAGGAGGAGAGAAGAAGGAGGAGAGAGGAGAACAUUCCAUUGGCUGCCGCCCUGCUGCCACCGAGCUCAUUACAUACUUUUAGAGUAUGCUGGGACACGUGGCGUGAGGAGGAGGAGAGAAGAGAGGAGAAGGAGGAGAGGAGAGAAAGAGGAGAAGGAGAAGAAGAGGAGAAGGAGGGAGGAGAAAGUGAGGAUGGAGGCUUAAGCCAGGCUCAAACUGCACGACUAGCGAUUGUGUGUCCGAUUUUGGCGUCGGGGUGCACCGCACACUAGAAGAGAAUCGCAACUGUCAAUCUUGUCGCUGCUCGCAGCCACCGAGACAAUGCCCGACGUUCUAUUUCCAGUCGCAAAUAUCAAACAGUGUUUGAUUCCUACGACUUGCGAUCGGCGACUCUUUGAGCUGCUACAGUUCCAUCUUAGAACGUCGCCCACAACGAGGAAAUCUUUCCCGACAAUCGCUUGCGAUGGUCCUGCGGGGUAACGUUCCAGCAAUUCUCGUAAGGGGGGUUUUCAGCCGAUAGUCGCGUAGUUUGAGCCAGGCUUUACAAAUGCAAUUACGUAAUUACGUCACUAGUGGUAUGAUAUUACACUACAUGGUUUCAGCUUUGUAAUAUCAUACUGCUUGUGUUGUAAUUACAUUCGUAAGAGUGUUUCUACUUCUACUUCAUAACUCUGGUAGAGUACACUGUGAAAAGAGUGCUGCUGGCAACCACAUUUAAAAAGUUAAGCCAAGCAGACAAAUAUACAGCAAGUUGUGGGUUGUAAAAGUUAUCGAUGUUUUAUAAACAAGUCCUGUGAGAAUCAAACAGAGACGGCUGCAUGGAUCUUUUAAUGGCGACUUUUGCAAACUUAAAAAUGUCAAUAUGUAAUCAUCAUAACACAAGAUUUUUAAGUUAAGAAAAAAGAAGACCCAUGCAGUAAUGCUUCAUCUUUUGAGGAGUUUAAUGUUGGUUCUAUGGUUUACAACACUAUGGUUAUAGUGGCGGAGGAGGUGGCGUAGUCUGUGUAUAUUUAUACUAUGGUUAUAGUGGUGGAGGAGGUGGCGUAGUCUGUGUAUAUUUAUGGGCGCGUGUGAAGAAGAAGAGUUAAAUAAGUUUCUACCUUCCUGACACAGUAAUAAUAAUAACGACUCUUCUAUAUGUCCGAGUCUCACUGCCUGCCACACACACAAUACAUCAUAUCACUCAUCACCAUCAGAGCUGUGCAAUAUAUCCAAUUAAUAUCACGAUAUCAAUAUUGCUGUCAAACGAUAUCAAAUUUCAUAAAAUCAAGUUGAAACUUUUUUUGUCAUUUGUCUACUACACUGCCAAAAGGUAGGCUACGCUACGCUAGGCUACGCUACGCUAUACUACACGCAAUCAUUCCCCUCUACUUGAGCCAGUGCAGUACAGAUUAGACUUGCUACCCAACACUCAUCCAGACCGCCACUGUGUGUUUGUCUAUGGCCCUCCACUCAUGCUGCUGAGGGGAGGGAAGAUUGUGAAUUGUUUGGCACGAUUUCUUUCUUUUUCUUUUUUUUAAGAGUUUUAGAGCUUAAAGACAUUGUGAUAUCAAUAUUGACUGGCAUAAUCAUGACAUUGUGAUAUCAAUAUUGACUGGCAUAAUCAUGACAUUGUGAUAUCAAUAUUGACUGGCAUAAUCAUGAUGUUGUGAUAUCAAUAUUGACUGGCAUAAUCAUGACAUUGUGAUAUCAAUAUUGACUGGCAUAAUCAUGAUGUUGUGAUAUCAAUAUUGACUGGCAUAAUCAUGAUGUUGUGAUAUCAAUAUUGACUGGCAUAAUCAUGACAUUGUGAUAUCAAUAUUGACUGGCAUAAUCAUGACAUUGUGAUAUCAAUAUUGACUGGCAUAAUCAUGACA